Molecule: messenger RNA, 2095 nt
Organism: Naegleria gruberi
Lineage: Eukaryota; Heterolobosea; Eutetramitea; Acrasida; Naegleriidae
Exons: 2
Coding region: 1-1452 (483 amino acids)
Cellular component (GO): TRAPPIII protein complex
Source: RefSeq, a predicted model, not a curated record
AUGUCUGAUCAAUUGUAUGGAAGACAAUCAGUCAUGUUGCAACCGAUGGUUGAGACACCUCAUCCAAUCAGCAUCAAACUGAUGAGAUUGAAGAAACCUGAUUUUUCUCUCACUGUUCCGAUUCUUCCCGAAAAGACUGAUGCUCUUGGUGAUUAUAAAUUAUUUUACAAGACGCCAAAUUAUGUGUCGGAUGUAAAAUCAAUCUAUGGGAAUGAAAUGCCUCUGAGAGCUUCUCAGCAACAACAACAAAAGGAAGAUACACUCAUUGAAAUUCCUGGCCUUGAAGAUAAUGGAAAAAGUCUUUUGGAUCGCUGUAUUAUAUUUGAUAGUUUGGGUUAUAAUGAUGGUUGGUGUUUACCAAGUGCUCCAGGUGCUAUCUAUGUUGGAGAACAUCUCAAGUGUUACAUUUCUCUUCACAAUGAAUCGUACAAAGUUAUUCAAAAUAUUUCAGUGACUGCUGAAUUGGUUACAGGAAAAGGAAAAACAACAAAGCAAACACUAUUAGAUAUUAGUUCAACUCCUUUGGAUCAACUCGGAUCCAAGACAAACAAGGAUUUCAUUAUUGAACACCCAUUAACUUCAUCGGAUGACAUUCAAGAUGAUGAGGACAAGACAGUUUUGACAUGUCUAGUUUCAUAUUAUGAUCCUGAAGAGGGAAGAGUGAGAAGCUUUAGAAAACAUUUUCCAUUCAAAGUCUAUGAUCCUCUUGGUAUGAAAGUUAAGGUAAACACUUUUGGAAACCAUGUUUUUGUACAAUUAGAUUUACAAAAUUUAACACAAACACCAUCCUUGUAUAUUGAAUCUGUAAAAUUUGAACCAAAUUUUGGAUAUGAAUUGAUGGAUCAAUCAGUUCAUAAUACUUCCGAAAAUUACUUUGAACAUCCAUUAUUGAGAGGAGAAUCAAAGAGAUUUUUAUUCGAACUCGUUCCAAACUCAAAGAAUAGAGCUAUGAAUGUAACACAAAAUUCUGUCUUUCUUGGUAAAAUAUCUCUCCAAUGGAAGAAUACCAUGGGAGAAUGUGGUAUGCUCUUAACAAACCCUAUUCCUCACAAAUUAAUACCAAAACAAGACCUGGAAGCUUCAAUUAUUGGAUUUACUUCAUCUAUACCUGACGAAUUUACCAUUCUGGGAUCAAAUAAUAAUAAUAAUACUCAAGAAAGCUUUACACUCUAUACACCAUUCUAUGCUGUAUGUGAAAUUACUAAUUAUUCCAAAGAUGUAAUGGAUUUGAGUAUUCAUUUGGAUAGUGACAAGAUGUAUCCAUUGGCAAUUAAUGGAUCAUCUCUCCAAGCUGUUGGAGAAUUGCAACCUUUAAAAUCAAGACACGUAUUUAUUCCACUAUUCCCACUCCAAAGAGGAGCUCAUCUCGUUGCUGGAAAGGGAAUUCUUGUUAAGGACAAGAAAUCUCAAAAAGCAGUAGCUCUCUCAGCAAAACCAAUCAUGAUCGAAUAAAUUAUUUAUUGAAUUACUCGAAUGAUUGUGCUUGUUUGAUUGCCUCCUCUCUAUUUUUCCUAUAAAAGCCCCAGUGACGAAGCAUUUGUUGAUGAAGCAUAUCUCUGAAAUGAGCUGUCUUGCAAUCCUCUCUAAAUUGUUCAUCAUUUACAAUUCUAUCCAAAAUGAAUAAACUAUAUGGAUAUUUGACAAAUCUAGCAUAUUCAGGGUUCUUCCAAUAUUGUAAAUAUUUACAAUAUUCUAUAAAUCCAGGAUCUUCAAAAUAUUUGUAUUGAGCCAGGUAUUGUAAAUACGAGGCAUUUGCUAAUAAUUGAACAAAUUCCAAUUCCAUUUCAAACCUCAGUUUACUUUCAUCCUCCGUUUCAUCAUAGAUUUUCUUUUUUAUAAUUUUGUGACUAUCAAUAAUAUCACUCUGAUUAUCUGAAUAAUUUGUAUUUAUAUCACUAGAAGUUGAUUGAUCCUCCAUAUUUUAAAUUCCUGUUUGAUAUUAUCUAUAUUAUUAUUUACAAUUAAUCUUUAUAUACAAAAAGCCAAUACAAUCUUGAUGAAAAACUCCCGAUUUGUGUUGUUGGUUUUUAAAAAUUAUUAUUCAACAAGGAGAAUGAAAAACUUCGCGAGAAUGCACAACAACAGGACAAUGGAG